Molecule: messenger RNA, 1247 nt
Organism: Benincasa hispida (wax gourd)
Lineage: Eukaryota; Viridiplantae; Streptophyta; Magnoliopsida; Cucurbitales; Cucurbitaceae
Product: putative protein phosphatase 2C 58
Biological process (GO): protein dephosphorylation
Molecular function (GO): protein serine/threonine phosphatase activity
Source: RefSeq, a predicted model, not a curated record
CAGAUGUCCUAAAGUCAAACCUAUCUAUUUAUAUCCCACCUGCCUUCUCUCUCUCUCUCCAAAACUCUGUUUCUCUUGAACAAAAAAAUUAACGAAAAACCCAAUGACCACUGGAAGGGAAAUUCUGCACAAGAUGAAGGUGAAGGCAGGAUUUUUUUCAUCGGCAGCGGAUGCAGGAGGGAAAGGCAAAGGCAAAGUGAUGAAUAAGAAUAGUAUAAGUCACGGGAGUUAUUUGGUUAAGGGAAAAGCUAACCAUCCAAUGGAAGAUUAUUUAGUCACCGAUUUCAAGAGAGUCAAAGAACAUGAUUUGGGUUUGUUUGCCAUUUUUGAUGGACAUUUGGGGCAUGAUGUUGCUAAUUUCUUGCAAAAUCAUCUCUUUGAUAACAUCCUCAAACAGGCUGAUUUCUGGAGCGAAACAAUAAAAGCCAUAAAAAGAGCUUACAAGAAAACAGACGAAGAAAUAUUGGAUAAAGUGAAGCAACUUGGAAAAGGAGGAUCAACGGCUGUUACUGCGAUUUUAAUCGACGGCCACAAACUUGUGGUUGCCAACGUUGGAGAUUCUAGAGCUGUUUUGUGCAAAAACGGCGUCGCUGAACAACUUUCCGUUGACCACGAACCCACUAAGGAGAAAAGAGAAAUUGAAAGCCGUGGUGGUUUUGUAUCAAAUCUUCCAGGUGAUGUGCCACGUGUCGACGGACAAUUGGCGGUAGCCAGAGCAUUUGGAGAUAAGAGCUUAAAAGUCCACCUCAGCUCAGAACCUGACGUGGAAAUCAAAACGGUUGACGAAACUACCGAGUUCAUGAUUUUGGCUAGCGACGGCAUUUGGAAGGUAAUGACAAACCGAGAGGCAGUAGAAUCAAUUAAACAUAUAAAGGAUGCGAACUUAGCGGCCAAACGACUUAUCGACGAAGCAGUGUCUAGAAAAAGCAAGGACGACAUAUCGUGCAUUGUUGUUAGGUUUCGAUGAUUUUUUUUUCCCCUUUUUUCCCUUUUUUUUUUUUAAAAAAAAAUAGAUGUUAUAUAUCAAAGUGUGGAUAAUAUGGGACGGUAAAUUUGUUUUGGCAGUGUCAAGAGUAUUUAAUAUUGAUGUAAUUACAUUUUGUAUUAUGUUGAUUAGUGUUAGUUCAUUUCUUUAGGUAAAAGUCCGUUGGACUUUAGUUUAGUAUUCAAGAUCUUUUUCAAUCCCUCUGUAAUUGUGGUUGAAACCCUAAUGUAUCCACCUCUAUAUAUCUCUCUAUAAUUCUCUC